Messenger RNA from Chrysoperla carnea, 1104 nucleotides. RefSeq names its product 1,5-anhydro-D-fructose reductase-like. The record is from RefSeq and is a predicted model, not a curated record. Gene Ontology annotation, molecular function: aldose reductase (NADPH) activity. Gene Ontology annotation, cellular component: cytosol. NCBI's taxonomy places the organism in Eukaryota, Metazoa, Arthropoda, Insecta, Neuroptera, Chrysopidae. The transcript is spliced from 6 exons. Bases 78 to 1076 code for a protein of 332 amino acids.
AAUAAUUUAAUCGUUAAAUCGUGAAUUGUAUUGUUAGUGUUUGUACACGUUUCGGCAAGGCGGCGAUUGUGAGAAAAAUGAUUAAAAGAUCAAAAUUAUUUAAAGAUUUUCAAAUGCCAAUUAUAGGCUUGGGCACUUGGCAAGCCACUGACGAAAUUAUAGCAAAUGCUAUACAAACUGCCUUAUCUGUAGGUUAUCGUCAUAUUGAUACGGCUUUUAAUUACAAUAAUGAAACUGUUAUUGGUGAUACACUCAAAAAAUGGUUUGAUCAGGGCCAUAAGAGGGAAGAAUUGUUUAUAACAACCAAGCUUCCACAUAUUGGUAACAGACCUUGUGAUGUAUCCAAGUUUUUGAAUUUAUCAUUAGAAAAAUUAAAAUUGGAUUAUAUUGACCUAUAUUUAAUACAUAUUCCAUUUGGAUUUUAUUACGAUAACACAACUCUAACUCCAGCUAUUGAUGAGAAUGGAUAUUAUGUUUUAGAUAAAGAAACAGAUCAUCUUGCAGUAUGGGAGACACUUGAAAAAGAAGUCGCACGUGGUCGAAUACGAUUUCUUGGAUUAAGUAACUUUAAUGAAACACAAAUAAAAAAUGUAUUUAAUAAUGCAAAGGAAAUAAAACCAGCUGUUUUACAAAUAGAAUUACAUGCGUAUUUGCAACAAGUCAAUUUACGAAACUUAUGUGAGGAAUUAGGUAUUGUUGUUACGGCUUACUCACCACUCGGCAGUCCUGGAGCUAAAGAACAUUUUGUUAAUAAAUAUAAGUACAGUCCAGAAACGUUUCCAGAUCUAUUAGGGCUACAAAUUGUUAAAGAAAUUUCAAGUAAAUAUAACAAAUCACUCGGACAAAUAUUAUUAAAACACCUGAUACAACAAGGUAUUGUAAUUAUACCAAAAAGUGGUAAUGCAAAUCGAAUCAAAGAAAAUUUUGAUAUAUUCGACUUUGAAUUAAGCAUAGAUGACAUUAACGAAUUAAAUAAAUUAGAUCGAGGUGAAGAAGGUCGUAUAUUUAAUUUUCUUUUUUGGAAAGGCGUUGAAAAUCAUCCACAAUAUCCUUUUAAAUUACCUGAAAAAAAUUAAAUAAUAAAAAUAAUUUUUAUUUACGAAA